AUGAGUGAAUAUCUUACAGGAACUUCUAAGACCACAACUCUUGCACAGCCCAGAUACAUGCUCAACAGAAGCCGCCUGAAGCACGGUCCAGAUAUGAAAAUUUUCCUCCUUCAUUCUAAGCCCCAUGAGGAUCUCAAAUCCUUCUCCUCCUUCACCACUUUUGAUCCCACCAACCAUCACCCGGUUCCCCAGCCUAUGGCUCCUCCGUUUCAGCAGCCUGAGAAGGCAGCCCAUAAGGCAGUUAAUUAUGAGAAGCUAGCAGAAAUCACCCAGGACAAGCAUGAGAAUCCAGCUGUUUUCCAAUCAUGCCUCACCCAGGCAAUGAGAAAAUACACCAAUUUAGACCCCAUGAGUCCUGAAGGUCUCUUGCACUCUGAACAUCCAGUGGAACUUACACCACCUACGAGCCCCAAUCUUCAGGCAAGGGAAAAAAAUGAUCUUUCCAUGAUGCUAGGCAGUUCUUGGAUAAAGAAAGAGGACAUUUCAAGGUUAACUGCCAGGUCCCAGGGCGGACAACUCCCAGUCGGUUAUCGGGGCUCUGGUUCCCGGAGACCCUGCAGUGAGAGUUGUUCCAGACUCUGUAGACGGUUCAACACUCGUGCCCGACAUCUCUGGCCAUUUUCAAGAAGAUCCCCUCAGAGCUCCGCACAGGAGAACCGACCAGAGCUGACAGAUGGGGUCCUCAAUUCCAUGCCCCUGCAGGAGGGACAGAUACCUGAUAUAUCCUCAAGCCUGAAGCACCGCCGCAGGGUGAGUAUAGGUGCCCAGUUGACCCAAACUCCAGAACCCCAGGGAGUCAACGGGACCUGGGUUCCAGAAGGCACCCUGCUACUCCCCUGA
Messenger RNA from Myotis brandtii (Brandt's bat), 840 nucleotides. RefSeq lists its product as uncharacterized. The record is from RefSeq and is a predicted model, not a curated record. Lineage: Eukaryota; Metazoa; Chordata; Mammalia; Chiroptera; Vespertilionidae. The transcript is spliced from 6 exons. The coding region runs from base 1 to 840 and encodes 279 amino acids.